CAUGCUUGGUCGCAGCACUCCUGAGAGUAACUAUAUAAGAGUUCUUCGCGCUGCAGCUGACUCAGUUAUCCUGUAAACAAUCGUAACGGCGCAUGACAGAGAAGCUUAGAGACAGGCAGCGGGACACCAUGACGAUAAACACACUACCCAACGGGACCACUGUGACAGAACUGGGUCAGUUUCUAAAAAACCCACCGGAGGGUUUCACCGUGAAGGCCGUGGGCUCGGCUUACCAGGUCCAGUGUGGAGAAGAGAACCUGGUUUUCAUCGAUAAGUUUCACUCCGGGGAUUUUGAUGUAGUUUUCCAGAACUCACUAGGAAGGAAGCUUAAAAUGCACAAUUUGUGGGAGUAUACCAGCAUGAGGAAAAGUCUACUGUCCAAGAGGAUCUAUGUGUUGGUUUCUCUCUGCGAUCAAAGCAUGCAAGAAACCAGCAAGAAGGGGCCCAUAAAGCCCAGAGCUCUGCAGGAGUACGUGUUGUCCGUCAAUGGUGGGAAUCCGAUGAUGAAGUGGCAGAUGGAGAAAGGCCUGGACUGGACCAUCUCCUCCGUGGGGGGAGAGAGCUACAGGGUGGAGAUUGACUUGAGUGAAAUCUUGCAGAGUUUGGCUGCUGAAGGCCUCAUUGCUGAGAACCUGAUGAAAUAUAAUCCGACAUGGAAGGAUGCCUCCUUCACCCUUAAGUACUACUCUGAUGCCCUAUUUGACUUCCCUCACUGGUUGGGCCGCAGCAAAAGAUCAUUUCAGCUGAGGCUGAUGAGAAACAGAUGAGGGAGACCAUAAGGAUUGUAUCUGCUAAGUUUCCCAGCAUCGGUUGCUGCACAUUUUUAAGAAAACUGAAGAGGAGUGUUCUCAUCAGUGAAGGAGAAGCCUAUCAGUCGAACUCUGCUGCUUUGUCAGGAGUUUGGUAUUUGAACUACUGGCUUGGAAUUCAUCUGCUGUUCAGUGGGUGGAAAAGCACCAGAAAAGAAAAUGUGGGAUGCCUUUGAGAUUAUAGUCAUAUUAUACAUGUAAAUAAUAA
Xiphophorus hellerii (green swordtail) is the source of this 1017-nucleotide messenger RNA. It is a transcript of the gene medag, whose product is annotated as mesenteric estrogen dependent adipogenesis. NCBI's taxonomy places the organism in Eukaryota, Metazoa, Chordata, Actinopteri, Cyprinodontiformes, Poeciliidae. The record is from RefSeq and is a predicted model, not a curated record. The coding region runs from base 93 to 767 and encodes 224 amino acids. The transcript is spliced from 5 exons.